This is a messenger RNA of Papaver somniferum (opium poppy), 2180 nucleotides long. Its product is annotated as basic proline-rich protein-like. The record is from RefSeq and is a predicted model, not a curated record. Lineage: Eukaryota; Viridiplantae; Streptophyta; Magnoliopsida; Ranunculales; Papaveraceae. Gene Ontology annotation, biological process: mRNA cis splicing, via spliceosome. The coding region runs from base 657 to 1949 and encodes 430 amino acids. Gene Ontology annotation, cellular component: spliceosomal complex. The transcript has 9 exons.
GAAAACAUCCUCUUGUUUAAAAAAAAACAAACGAAAACAUCAGAAAAUCUCAAAAGAAGUUCGUAAGUCUACAGAGGGAAGAAGAUGAAGACAACGAAAGGAGGGAAAACGAUGAAUCCAACAGAUGCAUAUCGAAAAGAAAUACGAAGGAAAGAAUUAAAAAGGAACAAGAAAGAAAGAAAGAAGGUGAGAGAAGUUGGGAUUUUGAAAAAAGAUCCCGAUACUCUUAAAGAACAGAUUGAUAAGUUGGAAAUGAUGAAGGCGGACGGUGCUCUGGACAAGGCAAGGAAACACAAAAAGAGACAGCUUGAGGACACUCUUAACCUUGUUAUUAAGAAAAGGAAGGACUGCUAUAGUAGUAAUAAAGGCUGUGUAGUUUACGAAGUUUGAGCAACCAUAUUCGCAUCUGGAAGUUUGAGGAGCGGGCAAUCAAACGGAAUAAAUAUUUCAUAGACUAUCUAGAUUUUGUUUUCCUUUUGUAAUAUUUGAUACUAAGUCACUCUAUCAAUUCUUCCGCAUGUUAUUGUUAACACUUUAUUUUGUAUGUUCUUGACUACUUUAGUUAUUUAUAGAACAGCGAUACCAUUCUAACUACAGUUUCCUCCUUUAAACAGGAGUUUGAAGAGAAAGCGAAGGACAAGGGUGAGACGUCAGUUAUGUUCAGCCACUUAGGGCCCCCUCGGAGACGAACUGCUGAAGAAGAAGAGAGAGCGAAACAUCCAAAGCCAGAGGAUUCUGUAUAUUAUCAUCCUACACUGAACCCUACUGGAGCACCUCCUCCUGGAAAGCCUCCCAUGUACAAAUCAUCAAUAGGACCCAGGAUUCCCUUGUCUGCAGCUUCAUCUAGUGUCGGAGCAUCAUCUUCAAAUGCAGAGUCAGAGGAAGGGGAAUUGGGUGGCCCCCCUCCCCCUCCUGCACCACCACCCUUGCCAGACUCUAGUGAAUUAGGCCUCGGGGAUGUGUCUACAUUGCCUCUACCUCCUCCACCUCCAAUGCCACCUCAACCUGCUGCUGCUAAUUUAGGUAGUGCAUUGCCCCCACCAUCACUACCUCCACCUCCUCCUGGUCCACCACCACCCAAAGAACAAGGUUCUGUUCCCACUUCACUUCCUCCACCUCCACCGCCACCCCGCUCUACUCAGCCACCUCCACCUGGUACAAAUGCUAGUGAGAUGGGUCAAUCUGCGCCAUCAGAUGGCUCAAAUGUUAAAGAGUCUGAGCAUCUGCUGGUUAUGCUUCCUCCACCACCCCCACCUCCCGGAUUGCCACCUAAGUCUGAUGCCAAUAGUUUUACAGGGACCAAGGAUGUCAUUAACAUGCUUCCACCACCUCCACCACCACCUCCAAAUCAGCAAGUGCCAAGGCCUGCCUUAGUCCAUACCAUACAGCCGGAUAUACUACCCCCAGGUAUUGCUCGUUUGCCUCCACCCCCACCUCCUCCAGGACCACCAUUAUCUGUCCCAGGACUUCCUCCUCGUCCUGGACUUCCUGGCAUGGUUCUGCCACCAAUGCCAAGACCACUCUUUGGUCCUCCACCUGGACCACCACCAAUGAUGAGACCACCACUUCCACCUGGCCCUCCUCCUAGCUUCCAGCAGGAAGACACUUACAGUGCUUUUAGAUCUUCAGCACCCCAGAAGCUAUCUUAUGUUAAGUCGGCAGCAUCUACAGUUGUGAAGAGGCCGCUGGCACAGCAUACUCCUGAACUUACAGCUAUGGUUCCUGCAUCUGUACGAGUGAGAAGAGAGACGGCUGUCCAGAAAACAAAAUCUAAGGUCCCACAAUUAGCACAAACAACGGCAACACCACGACCAGCAGCAGCACCUGUAGCAGCCAUCAGGAAGCCGGAGACUGUGAAGCCCUCAAAUGCACCAAAGCCACAAAGUGUUGACGACUCUUAUAUGGCCUUUUUGGAGGACAUGAAAGCCCUCGGUGCACUUGAUAGUUGAGAAAUUGUAGUCUGGCAAACAAGUUCUUCAAGGGAGAAUUUUUCAUCCUGUUAAUUGUUACAGGUUAGAAUCUUAGCGCUUGUUUUUUUUCUUUCAAUGGUAGAUUCCGUUUUUAUCAAAUCUAUGUAAACCUUGAAAUCUUGGAUUGUACUGUUAAAUUGUAAUUAUAAUUUUUCUAAUUUUAUCGUUAACUUAAAUUUGAAUCUCAAUCUCAGAUAAACAUUGCUUCCA